UUUCAAAACUAAGAAGUUCAACAAAAGCAAACCCACGGAAGAAGUUUAGUUCUGUAUUGAAUUCCCUGCUACCACAAAAAUGAAUAGCAACGGCAAAGGAUCACAGCCUAAUUACCCCAUUAUCACCCCUCCGACUGAAGACCAUACCAACACUUUUCAUCAACCAAGUGCUCGAGAAACACAGCCGCGGAUGGAACAUGCAGCGGCGGCGGAGGCGGCACCAGCGUCGUCAUCCCCUCCCCCUCCUCCAGAACCGGCUGAUCAGAAUUCUGGGAAAUGGGGGACUCAUAUCAUGGGAGCACCAGCCGUUCCCACACGUCAUCCAGAUAACAAGAAGGCAGCCAUGUGGGGCGAUGGUAACCAUAAUCCAUAUCUCCAAUACUCCCCCAUAGAAAAAUCAAGCAACAGCCCCAUGGAAUCCAUGCUUCAACUCUUCAACACCUGGAGCCAUAAAGCCGAGACCAUGGCCAAUAAUAUUUGGCACAACCUUGGAACCGGGUCAUCUGUACCGGAAGCUGCUUGGGGGAAGAUGAACGUGACGGCGAAAGCCAUAUCAGGAGGCGGUUUCGAGUCUCUUUACAGGCAAACUUUCGCUACUGAUUCAAACGAGAAGCUGAAGAAAUCAUUCGCGUGCUAUCUGUCCACUUCGACUGGACCAGUUGCCGGAACGCUUUACGUAUCCAAUAUCCAUGUAGCUUUCUGCAGCGAUCGUCCCUUGUCUUUCACAGCACCUUCAGGACAGGAAACGUGGAGUUAUUACAAGGUUAUGAUACCUCUGAGCAAAGUUGGGACAGUAAACCCUGUAAAAAUGAGGGAGAAUCCGUCGGAGAAAUAUGUCCAGGUGGUUACGGUGGACGGACAUGAUUUCUGGUACAUGGGAUUUGUGAAUUAUGAGAAAGCGUGCAAGCAUCUGUCUGAGAGUGUUUCCAGUUUCGUAGCUGUUCCACCUCCAUCUGUUGCUUAAACAGAGGAUUGUAAACUACUUGCAGGAUUUUUUUUUUCGUUUGGAGAUUUUUAUAAUCUGGUUCCGAUGUGUUGGAUUUGCUUGAUCUAUUGUACCAGUUUUUUUUGGUAAAAAUAAAAAUGAAACAUCUAUCGUUCUUGUCA
Molecule: messenger RNA, 1107 nt
Organism: Hibiscus syriacus
Lineage: Eukaryota; Viridiplantae; Streptophyta; Magnoliopsida; Malvales; Malvaceae
Product: GEM-like protein 5
Exons: 2
Coding region: 80-964 (294 amino acids)
Source: RefSeq, a predicted model, not a curated record